AUGUAUUAUGCGAGUUCCGAGCAGAACAUUGCUGCACAGAUGAGGAACACUUUUCAAGAAUACAAACAGUUUAGUUCACAUGUGUUCUCGAAACGCCUGGCUAUUCACCUAGGAAUGAUCUGCAUAUGGGACAGCCUUUACUUGGUCGCUUGUCUGGCAACGUAUGGUGUGCCAUCCUUACUGUACGGAAUGAUACCUGUCUAUGGUGUUAUGGCUUAUAUUCUCUUUUUACUUCAACCAUUCGCUUCCUUCUGUGUCUCCUGCACAAUCUGGCAAGUGUUUGCGAUAACACUAGAAAGAGAAGAUCGAUGUUUCAUGUUCGAUAAGAAAAAUACCUGCUCUACGUGUGCCGUAUCCAAUGACUGCUUCAGGUACUUGGCCGUCUCAAAGCCUUUGGAACAGCGAGCUCGAACUGCUCGUUUCGCUGCUGGAUGGCUAUGCGCUGCGAUUGCUGCUGGAGCAUUUGUGCUGAAUCUUUUACCAGUUCCUUUCGAAAGACAGCUUGUCCCCUGUUUUGAAAUAGUGGGAAGUCGCCUUCGCAAUCACACCUUGUUGAAACCUUAUGACGACAGCAACAGUCGCCUGUAUAGAUUUGUCGUUCACUUCUUUCCGGAUCUGAUUUUUCGAGCUCCUCUUCCCAUUAUUUUCAUUGGAACGUUAACGGUCAAAACCAUUCAUGCAUGUAAUCAACGGAGUGUUGGAAAUGUGCAUCUUACCGCACAAAUAAACAGGAAUAUCCCAUUGCGAUUAUACCUUCUUAACUUCAAGUUCAUUCUAUGCAAUACACUCUACAUGUUCAAUACAAUUUUAUUAGAGCUCUUGGGCUAUGGAGAGAGCGUUGAGUAA
This is a messenger RNA of Strongylus vulgaris, 846 nucleotides long. Lineage: Eukaryota; Metazoa; Nematoda; Chromadorea; Rhabditida; Strongylidae. The record is from the annotation of a GenBank genome assembly.